AUGGGGCCACCUGGCUCCAUUUCUUCCGAGACAUGGUGGGAGUACAAGCUCCCAAGGCACCCGAAAACGCACCGAGCCACAGCAGUCAUUUUCGCGACUGCAGUCUCCAGCGCUGCUGCAGCCCAAUGGGCCAACAUCUGCUCGAGUCAACGCAACCAAAUCAGAGGCUGUGACACCAAGGGCUGCGGCGGAUACAACCAGCCCAGGGGCGCGAGGCGGCACGGAGGGGUGGACGUGGUGUGUGAGGACGGCUCCACCGUCCAUGCGCUGUUCACGGGGAGGAUCGACGGGCGAACCCGGCCCUACGGCAAUGCCAUCGAUGACGGCGUGCAGCUCUCCAGGGAAGGUUUCUACAUCAAGAUGUUCUACAUCAAACCAGUCAAGUCAAGCGGCCCCAUCAGGACGGGUGAGAAAAUCAGCAUCCUGCUGCCCAUGCAAAGCGCGUACCGAGGCAUCACCUCCCACGUCCACGUCCAGAACUGUGACUUCACCGACCCCACACCCUACUUUAACAGGCCCCAAGGCUUCAGAAGCGAAGGUUUGGCCCGUCACAAGGUACCCACUAACUCACCUGCGCAUCAAUAGUCCCUUAAAUAAAGCAGAAACCACUGAACCUGGAACGGGGGCUCUGCAAAGAAAAACAAGACACUCCAACAAAAUGCGUCAUGCAGGGGGUGCUUUGAGUGAGGAAGAAUAAAUGCAUUAAAGGUGUUGAUGCACCCUGCACAUUGUCACAUCAGCAGCCAAGUGAGUGUUGGAGCUAUUGGGAAGGGAAGAGCAUCUGUCCGAGAGAAGGAGGCCCUCCUGAUGUUCACCAGCAACUUGGGCUUGGGCUGUAACACACCAAGCUAGCACGUCCCUGCUCGCUUUGCAGCUGUUUCUUUAAUAAGCCCAAAUCUUCAUUUCACUUACGUGUGGAAAAUUACC
Nothoprocta perdicaria is the source of this 927-nucleotide messenger RNA. It is a transcript of the gene LECT2, whose product is annotated as leukocyte cell derived chemotaxin 2. The record is from RefSeq and is a predicted model, not a curated record. Lineage: Eukaryota; Metazoa; Chordata; Aves; Tinamiformes; Tinamidae.